Molecule: messenger RNA, 1049 nt
Organism: Dipodomys spectabilis (banner-tailed kangaroo rat)
Lineage: Eukaryota; Metazoa; Chordata; Mammalia; Rodentia; Heteromyidae
Product: translation initiation factor IF-2
Exons: 1
Coding region: 140-934 (264 amino acids)
Source: RefSeq, a predicted model, not a curated record
CAGCCCGGGCCGGGGGGAGCCGGGGUGCAUGUAGGAGGCCAGGCUGGCUCUGGCCGGGCAGAAGCGGGCCGUGGCUCGGCGUGUAAACGAGGGCUAAGAGGUGCAGGAAUUGGGGGGCCGGGGUCGGCGCUGUCCGGAGAUGCCGCAAGGGGUGGGGUCUCACGCCGCACGGGGCGGAGCCCUGGGACUCGGGGCGGGACGCGAAACACAGGCUGACCGGACCUCAGAGCGGGAGCCGGUAGAAGGCGGGGCUCGACGGCCAGGGGCGGGGCUAGGGAGGCCUGGGGGUGGGGCCUGGAGCUUGGAGGCGGGGCUGGAGUCGGUGGGAGGCGGGGCCUCGGGUUUGGAAAGCGAGGGGGCCGGAGCCCAAGCGCUGGGGGCGGGGCUUCAGCCGGUGAGUGGCGUGGCUCCAACCCAGGAAAAGGACGGUUCUGCGGGGGGCGGAGCUUCGGAGUCGGGGGCGGAAUUCUGUCCCCUGGAAGGCGGAGCCAAGGAUUCAAGCCCGGGGCUAAGCCAGAGUAAUGGCCAGGGGCGUCCACGCGGGGGCGGUCUCCGCGGUGGCCGGGCCUGGGGACGCGGUAGGCCUCGAACUCCACCUGGAGAGGUGGUGUGGGUGGAGCGGUCUCGGCGGCCCGCGGACUCGGGGCCCAUCUGGGUGCCCCGGAGGCCCCCAAGGGCUCAGAGUUGGGGCGGCGCUCCCGGUGGUGGCACCGGGCCAGGCUGGGGGGUACCUCCAGAGGAUCGGGGCUCCCCGGAGCCGCCUAGCGGGGACGUGUGGGUGCCUCGGGGCCGGCCCCCUGCAGCGGCCGCAGAGGUGUGGGUCUGCUGGGCCGGGGGCAGCUGGGUGUGGCGCGAAUGGGGCCGCUCGGUCGGGGCAACUCCUGUGCAGUCAGAUAGGGUCUGGACUUUGCGUAAAGGGACUGGUGGGAACUGAGGAGUCUCAGAGGUGGGGACAGGGAGGGAGGCAAAGGGAAGCUGUGGGGGUGAGCAGAGGGGCGGGGCCCUGGCUGCUGUGGCCUCCCCUGACCCCCUCCCCUCGCUGCUGGGGU